Messenger RNA from Babesia bovis T2Bo, 1209 nucleotides. RefSeq names its product variant erythrocyte surface antigen-1 alpha subunit. The record is from RefSeq and is a predicted model, not a curated record. Lineage: Eukaryota; Apicomplexa; Aconoidasida; Piroplasmida; Babesiidae. The coding region runs from base 41 to 1174 and encodes 377 amino acids. The transcript has a single exon.
GUGAAUAUCAUGUAAACUGCCUGAUGGACAUCUUCAUCAGAUGGAUGAUGAAGAAGAGUUGAAUGAUGCAAAUAGCGUAAAGGUUCUGCUGGUCUCUAUAGGAAACGUAGUGAUACAAUUGGGUAAUGCCCAGCAGGUAUUGGAAAGGGAUGUUAAUAAUGAGGGUGUGGCAGUAGCGGCACUAAAGAAAGUACUUGAGGUGAGUGCUAACCAUGGGAGCAAUCUACAGGAUGUAUUAGAGAAGGUACGAGAGGUAGUGGAAGAGAAGGUGACGGAACUAAAGAAGGGGGCACCAUUGCAUGGAUUAACAGAGGUUGUGAAGGAACUAGGUACAACUAAAAAGACACUGGAGAGUAGUAGUAAUAAAGACAAGCUUGAUGCUGCCCACCAUGGAAUAGAUCAGACAUUGGAGAUAUUUAAGAAGUGGUUGAAGAAUACAUCAACAAGUCUUGACGGUAACAAAGAUGAUAUUGCCAAUGCUAUUAACGACCUCACCUCCCUAUGCAACUCUCCCAAGUGCACGGCAUGUAAAGACCACAAAGAUAAGUGUGGCAAGCAAUCCAAUCCCACUAUCUGUAGGACCUGUCUCCAACCCACUACCACCGGUGUCCCCUUCCCCCUCCAGGCAUUCCUCGAGGACCGGUUACCAGGCUUUAGUUGUAAUGAGGUUCUCAACACAGAGGACACCGACAAGUACCCUCCCGCUGCAUCCCACUUAUAUCACAGCAAUAGUCCCGGCCAGUGCUGUCCACUUCCAAUGGGUUUUAGAGGGCAAUUCCACAAGGGCAGCAGCAGUGACAUGACUGGCCAACGCCUUUAUGGGAUCCUAUACUUCUUCAGUAACGAGAACAUGAUGCAGUCGUGUGUCUAUACACUAGUGAGGGUCACAGCAGCUCUCAGUGCCACAACACCACAGGUAUUGGGUGAUGUAUUCGGGUUCUUUAGGGGUGGAGUGGGAAACAAAGAGCAGGGAAAGAACAAGAAGGAUAGAGAUGCGACGUGUAAGCACGAUAAGGAUCCGUCUCAGAAAGGAGAUGAUGACUACUUUUGCGGCUGGUGUGCCUCUGGAUUACGGGAUGAAGUACAAAAGAUAGGGUGGAUACCAAAGGGGGAUGACAGUAAUGGAGGGAAGUACAUGGUCACUGGUAGUGAUUGUAGUGGCACAGAUCGUUAAAUUAUAUUUGAAUGAGACCCCAUCUUACUCACUAC